CUCGCUCUACUUUCAGCUCACCGAUCCCCAGCUUCGCCGACGAGCGGGGCACCACCAGCACCGUGAUUGGAUCAAAGGGAACUUCUCAAAUCGCUAUACGUCUUCGUAGGACUCUUCGACGAUGCUGCAUUUACGGAGGAUUUCGCCUAUUGGUUGCCGGAAUCCUAUUGUUUGGGACGGGAUUAGGGCUUUCUCGUCGACCGAACAGUCUUCCAUUAAGAAGUCUGUCACUUCGGUCUUGGAUUAUCUUUCUCUGAAACCAGGAGGAACUUUGGUACACAAUUGUGGAGAUAGUGAUGUGGGAAAAGUUGUGAUACAAUUGGCCAAGGAACGGAAACUUCAAACUAUUAGUAUAAUUGAGGACAAACCAGGCAACCCUGAAACAAUUGAAGAGCUUAAGGCACUUGGAGGGGAUAUAGUUGUUCCUGAAAGCUACACAAAGACAUGGUAUAUGAAAAGGUUGGUGAAUGAACUUACUCCUACAGCUGGUAUAAAUUUAGGUGAAGGCUACCAGGCUACGGCGGUCGGCAAGGCGGUGGUUGACGGCGGAACCUUUGUUUCAUUUGGCAAGAAACUCCCCUCUCAUGUUGUUUAUGAUGGCGCCGAUCGUAAAUCUAUUGGAUGGGAUGAGUUUGCUAAGGCCAAGAAGCUCAAAGUUGUUAACAUGUAAUGUCUAUCCAAUUCUCUUCAGCUUUCUUCCCAAACCCAGUGCUUUGAUCCUUUAUCCCUACUUCAGCUGCUGCUAAGUUUCAUCUCACACUGCUAAUAAGGGUAAAAAAAAAACUUAGGAGAAUCAGGCAAAGUUUCUGAACUGACUUCCAUAUUGUAAGUCACUUCAGGAAAAGAAGUUUAUACUUGAAGGGAUUGUGCAAACCAUGUCUUAUUCGCAUUUAUGUUUUUCAUUUGUGUUUAUUCAAACUUCAGGCUGUCCAUUUAUGCUCUGUAUGUGUGCCAACGGUCCUUUUUCA
Messenger RNA from Dendrobium catenatum, 968 nucleotides. Its product is annotated as enoyl-[acyl-carrier-protein] reductase, mitochondrial. Gene Ontology annotation, molecular function: trans-2-enoyl-CoA reductase (NADPH) activity. Gene Ontology annotation, cellular component: mitochondrion. NCBI's taxonomy places the organism in Eukaryota, Viridiplantae, Streptophyta, Magnoliopsida, Asparagales, Orchidaceae. The coding region runs from base 122 to 670 and encodes 182 amino acids. The record is from RefSeq and is a predicted model, not a curated record. Gene Ontology annotation, biological process: fatty acid metabolic process. The transcript is spliced from 3 exons.